Messenger RNA from Haemorhous mexicanus (house finch), 6135 nucleotides. RefSeq names its product popeye domain containing 2 (gene POPDC2). Lineage: Eukaryota; Metazoa; Chordata; Aves; Passeriformes; Fringillidae. The coding region runs from base 4528 to 5640 and encodes 370 amino acids. Gene Ontology annotation, molecular function: cAMP binding. The record is from RefSeq and is a predicted model, not a curated record. Gene Ontology annotation, cellular component: sarcolemma. The transcript has 4 exons.
GAAACUGAAGAGACAAAAUCUGUCCUUUGUCUUGAUUUUUCUCCUGGCUUAGAUCCUGCUGCAGGGGUGACUCCAGUCAUGAUUGUUUCUCUGCCUGCCAGGCCCUGCGUAUCCUGAGCUAGCAGUGGUUUUUGGCUGUGGCACUUGGUGCUGCCUCUGCUGAGACUCACAAGUUGUGUGAGGAGAGUUUAGACUCUUUAGAAUUCUCUUUAGAAUGUUCUGAAGGUCCUGUCUUGUGGCAAGAGUUGUGUCCACGCUGGCUUUCAUCCUCAGAGUAGGGAUGCAGGUGUGGCUCUGGCAGAAAGCAUUCAAAGCUGCCUGUGGCACUGUAGCUGUUUGAAGAGCAGGAGCUGGUACUCUUCGUGGUGUUUAUUAUUGUCUUGAGGUAGGAACCUGAAUAAGGUCAUUCCUUGUUGAACCAUUGUGUAUCAGAGCAUGAACUGAAGAGAAUGCUAAAAGGUGGAUGAGCACCAGCUUUGUGGUAGCAUGGUCUGGUAAACUGUGAAAAUGGAGCCACAGAAUAGAGCAGGGCAGGAAGCGGCCAAGUGAGAGUGGAGUGCUGCUUAUAUCAGAUGAAGAAAAGAAAAAAACAUAUUCCUGCACGAUUUUACACAAAUUCUAUUCACUUAAGAAUUGGGAUGUUUAGACCUCCAUGAGGGUAGAAGUGUGGCAAAUACUUCAGGAAGUUUUUGGAAAUGAGUGGGAUGCUAAUGUACCUGUGUGCAACAAGUACAGAAAGGAUACUGGACAACUCUACAUUUAAAGCAACAACAGAAUAACAUUGUAGUCAAAUUCCUUGAUGAGUGGCUUCAUUUCUUACUAUGGUAUUCCUGUGGAGUGGAUUCAGGGCUUCUUUCAGGGAGUGGGAGUUCCUGUGUUAAUACUUACUGACAGUGUUGGUGACAGACACUGCCCUGCACAGGGUGGUGUGUACCUUGGGGGUGUGUAGCACACACAGCAGUAGCAGGAAACGUGACUAAACUAUAGAGCAGCACAACUAGAUACAGUACAUGCCAUCUUUGAACCUUUGUAAUUCACUGUGAGCUUGUCUGGAGUAAGCUUGAGACCUUUCCCAGCAGUUGUAAAUCAAAUGUGUAUAUUUUGGAGCUACAGUGUUUAUUCGUGUGUAAGUAACAGUUCUACAGCCUAAUUCCAGCAAUGGCCUAUAUAAUAAAUCAAAAAAGAGGUGUUUGAUUAUGCCCUCUGACUUCAAGCCACCAAGGUCUUAGUGUCCUCAACACAGGUGAUUGAACUAGUUUUCAGCUUAUGGGAUCAGUAGUGAACCUGUUGACUUCCUAAAGGAUGGGCAAAAUAACCAGUCAUGCAGCUGCUGUGAGAUUUGGGACUGAUAAUCUCUGUGUUGUGUGGCUCUCAAGGACAGAGGAUUUAUUUGCCAAACAUAGUGCAGGCUGUACCUGUGUUGCAUCAUCACAUGCAGCUAAAUAUUAAGUGCUACUGGUUGAGUCCAUUUUAAGUGGGGAAAUCAGCGAAGUACCUGUUUCCACACUGCUGCUUCAGUGCUGAAAAGCUUGACACAUCUGUUUUUCUUUUUCACAAACACAUUUUGUUGUAAUGCUUGCGUGUUUACUUCCAGGGAAGGGUGUUAAUGUUGCUCAGGUGUUUUCUAUGAACUUGCCAUCUUCAUUCCAAAUUGUUUUCAACUUUGCUACGUCCCUUUCCCAUUGAAUCAGUAUUGGCUUUUGAACACUUGUCAUGGAUGAACCAGUGUCCUUGGAUGAAGGGCAUUUAAUCCAGAGCAAGGCAUGAAAAUAAAAUGUCUAUUUGGUAGUAAGAGGGUUUUUUACUUUUGCUGGGUGGAAAACUGAAAGUGCUGUGAAGAUGAUCUGUAUGGCCAUGGUACUGUUGAGGGAGAAAGAUUUAGUCUUGAUAGCUCAAUCACUUUACAAAUCUUACUUUUAGAAAUUCGAGUCUGAAAACACUAAGUUAAUCUCUAGUGUGUGCUCUGAGAUCUACCUUUUAAAGUGCUGUAUCAUUCUCUCUACAAUGUUACGUUGGGACCCAGCAGGAAAGUUGUGUAGUUUCUAAUGAGAGCUUUGUGCUGUUAUUGCUGUGGGUUGAAAGCUUCCUGUCUGCCUUUCACAGAGAAAUCAUAACAGGUCAUCCUCACCCACGGUGCUGGCUUCAGCAUCACUGCAACACCACUAUUUAUGUUCUAGAAGAUGUCAGAUGAAGGCCUUUCUUGUCCUAAUGAGUCACUUACACUGUGUUCCAGUUUAUUUUUUACUCAGGAAUUUACCUAACAGAAGAAUGAAAUUACUAACUUCCUUUUUUUCCACUUUCUUUGAUGCCCCUGCAAAAGGGUUUUGGUAGUAUGAAAAGGUAGGAGAAAAUGCAGUGGUGCGUCUCAGGAUGCUUCCUCUAAUGUAGUUCUACAUUUCUUCUCAUAGAAGUUCAGUUUUGUCUCACAGAUCUUAAGUAUCUUUCUCCUUAAGUGUUCACAAUCUUGAUAUCCCAACUCCCCAUUUUAUCAGAUGUCAGCCUUUCUUGGAGAGAAGGCUCCUUACAGAUUUUUUGCAGAGGCCUAAAGGUAGACAAAUUGUUGUCAGGAUCAUAUAGCGAGUAUAUGGCAAUGGUAUGAAAAACAGAACCUGGAUCCCAAGAUUUUUAUUGUGGUGCUUUAGCUAUAAGAUCAUCUGUCCUGCUUUGGAGAGAAGGUUGAGAGAACGGUUGAGGCUCUUCAUUUCCCCAUAACACUCAUCUUGCAGAUGAGUGUUGUUCUGCUUCAGUAGCUAGUAUUUUUUUCUUCACUUAGUUAAGGGGCCUCUGAAGACCAGGUUCCCUGUUUCACUUUAUCCUUAACAGAAAGCACCUUUCUGAAUGGACUGUGCUCCUGUGCAAAGCUUAAUUUGUCUUCUUUCUUUCCCAUGUGUCAACCUGCCAGGAUGGCUCUUAGGAGCCGUGCAGCUCUGUAUUGCACUUGGCCUCAUCAUUGCAGAAAUAAGAUUGUACUGGCCAAGACAUCAAUGAAUUCUUGAAGGUUGCCAUAAAGCAUUGCUGCAGCCUUGCCCAGGAGACAGUGUUAUUCCAGAGCACUGUUAGUUAGGAGAGACAAUCAGUGUGUCUUUAACUGAAUGGUGCCAAUGGGAAUGGCAUGUUAGGCAGGGCAGCUGCAGGCUCGGCCUGAAACACGACCACCCUUGAAACCCUAUCUCUACCCCACUGACCCAUGCAAGCUGACUUCAUACUGUGAUGGGAGACCACGUGGGUUGCAUCAAUGCCUGAAAUGUAAUUGCAUCCUGGCAGUGGGGCAGAUCCUGCCUGUGUGACUGAUAAUGUGUUACUUGAAGCAGGGGAGGAAUUGCAUUUAUGCAUGUUUUGUGUAGCUGACCAUGGAGGACUGACCUCAAAGGCUCCCUCCUGUGCCUGUGCCCUGGGUUACCUGAGUGGGAAGUGUUGGCUGUCCUCUGAGCUAAAUGAAGGUCUGGGGCAGGUUCUAAAUAACUAUUAGAAAAAUGAGAAUGUGAGAUGAUGUUUCUCAAGGGUGCUUCCCAACAGAGCCUGUAAUCCCUCAACUAGGAUUUCCCCACAAAAUGUGCUUCCAAGUGUUACACGCUCACAAAGCUUUUGGCAGGCAGGAUACUGUCAUCUUCAUGAUAGAUGAAACUGGGUGCCAGAGGCUUGUUUGCUCUAGUUUUAUCCCUUGCAUUACAGUUCUCUGGCUGUGCAAAGCUUUUCCUUGUGCCCCUUGAUCUAAAACACCCCUGAGAGGAAGCUCCCUGGAGUAAGAGGAGGCUGUAAUGGACCUGGAAAGUAAUUGAGAGCCAGCCUCUCUUCUUUUGCUAAGUCCCUGCCACAGUUACGAACCACAGUGGGAAAAGGGGGUGACCUUUUCCCUUUUUUGUGCUGGGUGAAAGUCACUCUUUUGCAGGAGUGCAGAGCGGUGGAGAGCCUGAUGUGUGACUGGAGCCUGCCACGAUAAGCUGGUUGUUUUCCCUUCUCCUUUCCCCUCCUCGUGCUGUGCUGGGCUUAUCUGGCCGCCUGAGUUAUGUUAAGUAGCGGGUGCAUGCUUGCUCUCUGUUCUCCUCACUGCUUUUGCUCCUUGGAUUUCAAUUCCAAACAUGGUUAUCCAUUUGGGGUCUCUCUCCGUUCCACUGCCAAGAGAUACACAUUCCACACUCAACACCAGCUCCCUCUGCUGCUCUCUCACGGUCGCUAUUCCAUUUGCUGCAGUGCAGGCGAGACAGGCAGUGCAAGGAGAUCUCUGUCCUGUCCGUGAGUUUUCCAGCUAAUGGCCUCGACUCUUUUUCUGACUGAGCUCUUUUGGCCUCACGAUUGCCAGCUGCUUUUCUCACUGUUGUGGCUAAGAAGGGGGCCAGCCGACGCUUUGUAAGCCACAAAGAGGAGAAGUGAACGCUUUUGGAAUUUGAGUGCAAAAACAUUCGGCAGCACUUUUUUAGCAUGUUACUUUGAAACACUGCUGUGGGACCAGACGGUGCACAAAAGGAAGAGGAGGAGGAACAGCUACCCAGAAGCUCUGCUUUCCAAACUCUGCAGCACCCUUUGUGUAUGACAAUUCAUUUUGAGCGCAGGACGGCUGGGGAGGGUGGGGAGUGGGGCAGGAUGAGCGCAAACAGCCCCUCUUGGGACCAGGUUGUUCUCCGGCCUCCGGUGUGUGAUGCUUGGAAGGAGAUUACGGAGGAAGCAGCCUACCAGCUGGCCAGCUGCAUUGUCCUCCUGGGUUACAUGGGGGGAAGUGGCAUCUUUGGGUCCCUCUAUAUCUUUGGCCUCCUGGCCCCAGGCUACUUCUGCUAUGCUCUGUGGGGCUGGCUGAGUGCUUGUGGGCUGGACAUCUUCGUCUGGAACAUGCUGCUGGUCCUCGCCUGCUUGCUUCAGCUAGCUCACCUGGCUUACCGGCUCCGCAGAAACACCAUCCCAGAAGAGUUUGACCUCCUCUACAAGACCAUGUACCUGCCCUUGCAGGUGCCCCUGGAAGUCUACAAAGAAAUCGUGAAGUGCUGUGAAGAGCAGGUGCAGUCGCUAGUCAGAGACCAGAAUUAUGCAGUGGAGGGCAAGACGCCCAUUGACCGCCUCUCGUUGCUGCUGUCUGGCAGGAUCCGAGUGUGCCAGGAUGGACAAUUCCUUCACUACGUCUUUCCGUACCAGUUCCUGGACUCUCCAGAAUGGGAGUCGCUGCGACCUUCUGAGGAAGGAACUUUCCAGGUCACGCUGACAGCCGAGACCGACUGCAGCUACAUCACCUGGCCGAGGAAGAAGCUGUAUCUCCUCCUGAGGAAGGACCGCUACAUCGCCCGGCUCUUCUCCUCCCAUCUGGGCUAUGAUAUCUCGGAGAAGCUGUACUCCCUCAACGAGAAACUCUUCGCCAAGUUUGGCCUUCGCUUCGACAUCCGCUUGCCCAGCCUCUACCACGUCCUUGGGCCAGCCUCCUCGGAGGGGGAGUCGGAGGACUGUGAGGAGCUGCUGCCGGGCUCUGGCCAGGCCAGCCUCUCUGAGCCGCCGCCGCAGCCGCCACCGCCGCCACCGCCGGCUCCGCGCCCCCGGGCAUCCCGGCCCGACAGUGAUCUGCUGGGUGAGGACUCCACCAGUCUUGUCUUGGAAGAUUUUGCUGAGUUGCCGGGGUCUUUUAUGGACUAUGUGAGCGAAGGGGAGUAUAUGAAGUGAGGGCACUCCUGGCAUGGGCACACCUCACCCUGUGUGGGACCCUCGCCCUCUGAAAACCAUCUCCAGAGCUCUCACCCUCUCUGCAAAGGACGAGCCCCUCUGGCUCCCACUCAGACCCCCGAACUCUAGGGAACAACAGGCUGCUUUCAUCCUGAAGCCCCUCCAAGGGAGCCAAUGCUCACACAGGUUUUUGACCAGAGACACUCUUUAGCAUGCAGAGACGUCUGCCAGCCGAUAUCUACACUCAGGAGCACAUGAAGCACAUGCUUAGGACUGCAGUGUGACACUAAACCAGCACCUCCCACCCCAUGGCUGUUCACCAGAGCUGCCUACCCCAGCGUGCUUCCACAGUCUGUUUUCUAGUCCUGCCUCUCUGAGGUGGUCAGCAGCUCUGUCACCAAAGUGCACCAAUAUCCUGCAAGCAAUUCCAGCCUGCUUGCAGAAUCUGUGUUCCUUUUGAUUCAAUGAUUCCCAUUAAAGUCAGAGAUGAAACUA